This is a messenger RNA of Penaeus indicus, 311 nucleotides long. Its product is annotated as glycine-rich protein 3-like. The annotation marks the transcript as partial. NCBI's taxonomy places the organism in Eukaryota, Metazoa, Arthropoda, Malacostraca, Decapoda, Penaeidae. The transcript is spliced from 3 exons. The record is from RefSeq and is a predicted model, not a curated record.
AUGUUCAAGCUGUUCGUCCUCCUCGCCGUGGUCGCCGUGGCCGCCGCCAUGCCAGGCUUCCUCGGAGGCGCCGGAUACGGAGGUGGAUUUGGUGGACACGGAGGAAGUGGAUACGGAGGGGGAAGCUUCGGUGGAUUCAGCGGUGGAUACGGAGGCGGAUUCGGUGGACACGGAGGCGGAUUCGGCGGAUAUGGGGGAGGUUUCGGUGGAUUCAGCGGCGGAUUCGGGGGACACAGGGGAGGUUAUAUCACAUUUACUGUCCACAGGUUACGGGCGCUGAAGCCUGCAUCAGAUUUAAAAUUUACUGAAAG